UCCAAGAACAAAAAAAAAACCUAACCUUGAUUGCCAAGCUUCUCUCUUCCUUCCCAUGCAUGGGGUGCAUUUGAAUACAUCUCCUUCUUGAAAAAAAUCGCUUUUGAUCGAUUGUAAUUCAUCGAUCACUCGUGGUUCCGUUGGAUAUCUAUUCCAAAGAAACCCCAUAUAUCCUAUGGGAAGCUGUGUUUCGUCUCCAUUGAAAGGUUCUCCCUUUGGGAAGAGGCCGGCAAGAAGGCGAAACACCGGUAAAAGCAAAACAUCCUCCAACCCUAAAACUGAUUCUUCUUCGACUAAUCUUUCCCGGAGAUUGAUUUUCCAGCCACCGAGCCGUGUUCUUCCUGAGCCUAUUGGAGAUGGAAUCUUCGUCAAGUAUGAGUUGGGGAAAGAACUAGGCCGUGGUGAGUUCGGAGUCACUCAUGAAUGUAUUGAGAUCACUACUCGAGAAAGAUUUGCGUGUAAGAGGAUAUCAAAGGAGAAGCUAAGGACAGAAAUAGAUGUUGAGGAUGUAAGAAGAGAGGUAGAGAUCAUGAGAAGCUUACCAAAACAUCCAAACAUUGUUAGCUUUAAAGAAGCUUUUGAGGACAGAGACGCGGUUUAUCUUGUCAUGGAGAUUUGUGAAGGAGGAGAGCUUUUUGACCGUAUUGUCUCUAGAGGUCACUACACUGAACGCGCCGCUGCAUCUGUCGCUAAAACCAUUCUUGAAGUUGUCAAGGUAUGUCAUGAACAUGGAGUGAUUCAUAGAGAUCUUAAACCAGAGAACUUCCUCUUCUCGAACGAAACCGAGACUGCACAACUCAAAGCUAUUGACUUUGGUCUCUCCAUUUUCUUCAAACCUGCUCAGCGGUUCAACGAGAUCGUGGGGAGUCCUUACUACAUGGCUCCAGAGGUUUUGAGACGAAACUACGGUCCCGAGGUAGAUGUAUGGAGCGCUGGUGUUAUACUCUACAUCUUGCUUUGUGGUGUUCCUCCCUUUUGGGCAGAGACUGAGGAAGGAAUCGCGCAUGCGAUCGUGAGAGGGGACAUCGAUUUCGAGAGAGAUCCUUGGCCAAAAGUCUCAGCUGAAGCCAAAGAGCUCGUUAAGGACAUGCUUGAUGCAAACCCUUAUAGCAGACUCACAGUUCAAGAAGUUCUUGAACAUCCAUGGAUACAGAACGCAGAGAGGGCACCAAAUGUGAAUCUAGGAGAUAACGUGAGGACCAAGAUUCAACAGUUCCUGUUGAUGAACAGGUUUAAGAAGAAAGUCCUCAGGAUUGUUGCGGAUAAUCUACCAAACAAGGAGAUAGAAGAGAUAGUAGAGAUGUUUCAAACGAUGGACACUGACAAGAACGGUCGCUUGACAUUCGAGGAACUUAGAGACGGGCUGAAGAAGUUUGGACAAGUUUGUCCCGACGGCGAUGUGAAGAUGCUGAUGGAUGCAGCGGAUACAGAUGGGAGUGGGAUGUUGAGCUGUGAAGAGUUUGUGACGCUGGCAAUACAUUUGAAGAGAAUGGGAUGUGAUGAGCAUUUGCAGCAAGCUUUCCAGUAUUUUGACAAGAACGAGAACGGAUUUAUCGAGCUGGAUGAGCUCAAGGAAGCUCUAUUUGAUGAUGAUAAGCUAGGCCACGGUGGUGACCAGUGGAUCAAAGAUAUCUUCUUUGACGUUGACCUCGACAAGGAUGGACGGAUAAGCUUUGAUGAGUUUAAGGCGAUGAUGAAGUCAGGGACGGACUGGAAAAUGGCGUCGAGGCAGUACUCCAGGGCGUUGUUGAAUGCUCUGAGCAUCAAGAUGUUCAAAGAAGAUGGUGGGAACAAUGGUCCUAAGUUUCAUUCCAUGGAGUUCCCUGUAGCAAGGAAGAAAGCUAAUGUAUUUGAUCCCAAGAACAAAUCAAUGGAGCUUGUCCACUCCAAAACUUACAAGCCCUCAGGUCUAAGAAACUAAAGAAAAAUUGAUCUCUUUGUUUAUUCUUUUUAAUUUGUUUUGUUCUUGGAGCUACUAGUGACAAAGAAAAUGUGAUUAGAUUGGCUUUAAAGCUGCAUUGUUCAUCUUCUUUUCUUUAAAAAAACUCUUUUCAA
Raphanus sativus (radish) is the source of this 2055-nucleotide messenger RNA. RefSeq names its product calcium-dependent protein kinase 24-like. The transcript has 7 exons. Gene Ontology annotation, molecular function: calcium-dependent protein serine/threonine kinase activity; calmodulin binding; calcium/calmodulin-dependent protein kinase activity. Gene Ontology annotation, cellular component: cytoplasm; nucleus. NCBI's taxonomy places the organism in Eukaryota, Viridiplantae, Streptophyta, Magnoliopsida, Brassicales, Brassicaceae. The coding region runs from base 176 to 1921 and encodes 581 amino acids. Gene Ontology annotation, biological process: intracellular signal transduction; protein autophosphorylation; peptidyl-serine phosphorylation. The record is from RefSeq and is a predicted model, not a curated record.